Hydra vulgaris (swiftwater hydra) is the source of this 995-nucleotide messenger RNA. Lineage: Eukaryota; Metazoa; Cnidaria; Hydrozoa; Anthoathecata; Hydridae. The record is from RefSeq and is a predicted model, not a curated record.
UGUACGAUGUUGCACUGCCUUAUCAAGAAUGUUGUAUUACGCUCUUCAUGGAAUGAACUAGUUUUUGACUUUUCUAAUUUUAAAGCUGGGUUUGACAUUCUGUGUUUAUUUAUAUUAAAGACGUGGUUUCAGAAUGCUAUAGAGUGGAGGAAUCAUGUAUUGUUAGAAUCGAAUUAUAAAGAGCUAGAUUUAAGAUUAACACCAGAAGAAGAAGAAACUGUUCGCUAUGUAGCUGGGUUUAUUCCAUUUUCAUUGCGAAAAAUGUAUUCUAAUCGUAAAGACACUGAUUUAACCAAAGCUGUAUUAGACUUAAUUAAGUCAUGGGAAUCAGAUUCUGAUAAUAAAUCAUUAAAUAAAACGUUUUUAGAAUAUACUAGAGGUUGGACAGAUAGAAUAAAUUGAGGUGGACUGUUUUCCGUAAAUGACGAUUUUUAUAUAUUCAUUCGAAGGGUUGAGAAUGUUGCCAGGACGGUAUUGAACUCUCACCUAAUUAUCAAAUAUAAAGGUGAAGAUCUAAGAGAUGUUUUAAUGAAAAAAUUUCAAUCAAGUUUUCUUAUCGAUUUGAGUUGGACAUCGCUUACCAAAAAUGUUGAAUGUGAACCUUUAAAGGAUUUAUUAAAAGAAAUUAUACUUUGAAAGUGGGUGAGCAUACGUACGCGCUCAUUUUUAAAAGCCUGGGUCCGAAUAAUAAAUAGAAAAGGUGGAAAAAUAGGAAACAAUGUAUCAGAAAAAGGUGAACCGGCAUUAAGAAAAACAUUGCAUAAAAAGAAAAACAAUUUAAAGCAAAAUUAGAUAUUAGCAAAGUUAAUUUUAAAAACUUUUUUUAAACUUAAAAUCUCGAGUUCUUAAUACAAAAGGGGUGGAAAUAAGAAGAUUGGUGGCAGUUCUAUUCUAGAUUUAAUAAAUGGGGUAGUGGGGGUUAAAAAUAGGGAGGUGAGAAUUUUUUAUUUAAAAAUUUUAGUUCAUAUAUCCAAACUAAUAUUUUUACAAACAAA